Molecule: messenger RNA, 774 nt
Organism: Opisthocomus hoazin
Lineage: Eukaryota; Metazoa; Chordata; Aves; Opisthocomiformes; Opisthocomidae
Source: RefSeq, a predicted model, not a curated record
AUGUGUCCUCCAGAGGUGCGGGUGGCAUCUCCCAACUUCCCCCUGCUGUUUGCUCUGUUCCUAUAUCUCAGGAAGCAGGCGAGGCAGCUGGAGAACGAGCUGGACCUGAAGCUGGUCUCCUUCAGCAAGCUCUGCACCAGCUACAGCGGCACCCGAGACGGAAGGCGCGACAGCUCUGACACAACUCCUCUCUUAAAUGGAUCGAGCCAGGACAGAAUGUUUGAGACCAUGGCUGUGGAGAUUGAACAACUUCUGGGAAAGCUUACUGGAAUAAAUGACAAAAUGGCAGAAUACACAAACAGCGCAGGAGUCCCGUCCCUGAAUGCUGCGCUGAUGCAUACGUUACAGCGUCAUAGGGACAUAUUGCAGGAUUAUACGCACGAAUUCCACAAAACCAAAGCGAACUUCUUGGCAAUACGAGAGAGGGAGAAUCUGUUGGGAUCAGUACGAAAAGAUAUUGAAUCAUAUAAAAGUGGGUCUGGCGUGAAUAACAGAAGAACAGAACUAUUCCUGAAGGAACACGAACACCUUCGAAACUCAGAUCGACUGAUAGAAGAAACAAUAAGCAUUGCCAUGGCAACGAAAGAAAAUAUGACUUCGCAGAGAGGGAUGUUGAAGUCAAUACAAAGCAAGAUGAAUACCUUGGCUAAUCGGUUUCCAGCAGUUAACAGCCUGAUUCAAAGGAUCAACCUUCGGAAACGACGAGAUUCCCUCAUCUUGGGUGGCAUUAUCGGCGUCUGUACCAUCUUACUGCUCCUAUAUGCUUUUCAUUGA